AUGCUCGAGGGUUGGAAAGACAGAGAAACAGUGGUGUACUGUCAGUUGGAUCAAGAACUGGAGCCUGGCGAAAAGGUAGACGCUAAACCUCCGCCCGGAGUCGUCCGCUGCCCCAUCUGCAGGCAGGACAGUAACAUCGGCAAUGAUUUACGGUGGGUGCAGUUGCUGACACCUGACUUUGUGACGAUCAACUUGCAAAACGCGAAUGCGAUGGAGCUUUUCCCACUUGAGUGCGAGUCCUGUAAAACGAAGGACAAGGCAGUGGCUCGGUGUGUAGACUGUGCCAACUUUCUGUGCCUAAAUUGUGUCCAAGCGCAUUAUUUCAUGAGAUUUUUCGAAAACCAUACGGUCCUGGGGUUCGAUAAGAUCAAGAACACUGAUGACACAUUGCUCAUUCACAAACCGGUCAAUUGCCUCGUUCACCCAUCUGAAACCAUGCGAUAUUUUUGCUCUACAUGCCAAAUUCCGGUAUGCAACGAAUGUGCAAUGGCAAAUCAUAAGCCUCCAAACCAUAAACAUGAGAAAUUCAGCACAUUUCUGGAUGAAAAAGUCCGUGAACAACUCAUGGGCUUUAUCAAGAAGGGAUUGGAAAAGGUGCGUUGCUGUGAUUCUGCCAAUCGUGAGUUGGAGAACAGCUUAAAACAGUUGCAGAAGAACGUGGACGAUGCUCGACAUUCGAUCGAAGACGCCGCGUCGCAGAGCAUAGAGUUCAUUAAUAACUGCAAAGUGAAAUUUAUGGAAGAUUUGGAAAAUCUACAUUUAAAUUGUGAGUCUCGAAUAAUGGAAAACCUUCAAACCAUGAACAAUACGUCAGAAAAAAUCAAUGAUGCAUGCAGAGUGCCAGUCAAGAUCACGUUCAUGGGCAACAUGUUGCAGUUGCAAAAUGCGAUUUGCUGCAACUUCGGCAAAUUUUAUGGUAAUUAUUUAUAG
Molecule: messenger RNA, 930 nt
Organism: Soboliphyme baturini
Lineage: Eukaryota; Metazoa; Nematoda; Enoplea; Dioctophymatida; Soboliphymatidae
Source: the annotation of a GenBank genome assembly